AUGUCAACUGGAAAAGCAGGGCGGGAGUUCGGCUGCACCGAAUGUCUGAACCCUUACUCGCUCACAAUACCUAUAGUGCACCACAUCGGCCAGAGAGUGGAUGGCGGACUGGACUACACGUUCGAGUGCGUCGGCAACGUUCAGGCAAUGCGGGACGCGUUGGAAUGUGCUCACGACGGCUGGGGCGAGUGCGUGGUGCUCGGCGCUUCCGCACACGAUGUGCGUGCGCCGCCUGUGACGCUCGACCAAGGACGCUGCUGGCGUGGCUGCACAUUUGGAGGCUGGAAGAGCGUGGACCAGGUUCCGCAGCUGGUCGAGCUCUACCAGAAGAGAGUCAUCAAGCUCGACCCACUCAUCACGCAUCGGGUGCCCCUGGCAAAGGUCAACGACACCUUCAAAAUUCGCAGAAGCGGCCGCUCAAUCCGCACAGUGAUCAGCCUCUGAGGUGCCCCCAAUGAUCAGCCUCUUACGCUGAUAAAUGGCAACGGUAUCGAAAAAUAAACGUG
Dermacentor andersoni is the source of this 506-nucleotide messenger RNA. The record is from RefSeq and is a predicted model, not a curated record. Lineage: Eukaryota; Metazoa; Arthropoda; Arachnida; Ixodida; Ixodidae.